Molecule: messenger RNA, 1503 nt
Organism: Diaporthe citri
Lineage: Eukaryota; Fungi; Ascomycota; Sordariomycetes; Diaporthales; Diaporthaceae
Exons: 3
Coding region: 1-1503 (500 amino acids)
Molecular function (GO): oxidoreductase activity, acting on the aldehyde or oxo group of donors, NAD or NADP as acceptor
Source: RefSeq, a predicted model, not a curated record
AUGGCUGACCUCUUUGCAUCAUUAACCGCGCCAAACGGCCAUUCCUACUCACAGCCAUUGGGUCUCUUCAUCGGCAACGAAUUCGUCAAGGGAUCAUCGGAGAAGCCAAUUACUUCUAUUGAUCCAUUCACCGAGUCUGAGAUUGCGACUGUACAAGCAGCGUCGGUAGAAGACGUUGACAAGGCAGUCAAGGCAGCUCAUGCUGCGCUGAGGAACGGGCCAUGGAAGACGCUUCCAGGGACCGAGCGCGGCAUUCUCAUGAACCGCCUUGCUGACUUGAUGGAGAAGAACAAGGAGCUGCUUGCCACUAUUGACACAUGGGAUAACGGAAAGCCAUACAAGGACGCUCUUGAGGGCGAUCUGCCCGAAGCUAUCGGCACUAUACGCUACUAUGCCGGCUGGGCGGACAAGAUCUUUGGACAGACCAUCUCAACCACGUCUGAGAAAUUCGCCUACACCAUCCGGCAGCCCAUCGGGGUCGUUGGGCAGAUCAUCCCCUGGAACUACCCUCUCUCCAUGGCGUGUUGGAAGCUCGGUCCCGCGCUGGCCUGCGGCAACACUGUCGUCUUGAAAGCGGCUGAACAGACCCCUCUCAGUGUUCUGGUCUUGGGGCAGCUGAUCAGAGAAGCUGGUUUCCCUGCCGGAGUCGUGAAUCUGAUCAACGGCUACGGAAGGGAAGCCGGCGUCGCGCUGGUAGAGCACCCCCAGGUCGACAAGAUCGCAUUCACAGGAUCGACGUCUACAGCUCGCCAGAUUAUGGCCUUGGCCGCCAAGUCCCUAAAGAACAUCACGCUCGAGACCGGAGGCAAGUCGCCAUUGCUGGUCUUUGACGAUGCGGAUCUCGACCAGGCUGUAAAGUGGUCCCAUUUUGGCAUCAUGUCGAACAAGGGUGAAAUCUGCACCGCAACGUCCCGUAUUCUCGUCCACAAGCCGAUCUAUGCAUCAUUUGUGGAGGCCUUCCAGCAGAGGGUAGCCAGCACCAGCGUACUGGGCAAUCCUUUUGACGAGGCAACUUAUCAAGGCCCACAAGUCACAAAGCAGCAACAGGAACGCGUUAAAACUUUCAUAGACUCUGCUGUCUCCGAGGGGGCUACGCUUAUGGCCGGCGGGCAAAAGGAUUUGCCUGGGGAUAAGGGCUAUUUUGUCCGGCCAACGGUGCUUACCAACGUCACGGAUUCCAUGACGGUGUUCAGGGAGGAGGUCUUUGGUCCGGUUGUUGUCAUCUCCAGCUUUGAAACCGAAGAGGAAGCUGUUGCCAGGGCGAACAGUACAGCCUAUGGGCUUGGAGCUGCAGUCUUUACCAGAGACCUCGAGAAGGCUCACAGGGUUGCGGGCGACAUCGAAGCAGGUAUGGUCUGGGUGAACAGCAGCCAAGACUGCGAUCCGAGAAUACCUUUUGGAGGUGUCAAGCAGAGUGGUAUCGGCAGAGAGCUGGGAGAGGCUGGUUUGGAGGCUUACACUCAGAUCAAGGCCGUCCACAUCAAUAUGGGCAAUCGUCUGUGA